AUGACCCCCGAAGUAGCGAAUGACGUGCUCGACACCAUGCUUGCGACUUUGCAAUCGCUCAUCAAGUGUUGCAUCCACUUGAAACAGGGCGAUCCAGAAGCUCUGAAGCUAUCGGAUGAAAUUGCUAGACGUGUUGCAAAAGACUUGAGGCUUUAUGGGGGAAGUGCAACACCAUUCUCCCCCCAGCUCUUGUCCUGUGCAGCCGUUGUGCGUCAAUACUCCAAGGGUGGCACCUUUGAAAGUUUGCCCGACUGGAACUCCGUGGUCGAUGAUGAUCCAUGCAUCAAGAGCCACCUGCGCUUCCACAAAACAUUGGACUACCGUCCUCUCGCUGCAGUUGGAACUCUUCCCAUUUUGAAGGUUCGAGCUACCGGGUUGUCAUCUAUCAUUAAGCCUCUUACUGUUCCCGCUGCUGUCCGUCCUUUCAUAAAACAAGCUCCCACACUGGAAGCCAACUUGGCGCUGCUGUCUCCAUUGCCGGCCUCUCUGGAGCUGGAACCGUUGACUCUUCUUGCUCCAUCAGUCACUUCUUCUACACCUGCAACAACAAAGUACAAGCUCUUCGUGCCAGGCAAUAUGUCGAACAAGGUCAAGGUUACUCCGCACUCUACGAAUGACAAGAAGAGAAAGGCUGAAGAAGACAAUACCAAUUCGGCGGACACUCCCAGGUCCCCAUCUAGAUCGCGCAAGCAGAAUCUGAAAAAAAUCAAGAAGUUAUCGUCGCAUUAUGCGCAAGAUCAACUCCGUAUAAAGAAGAAUGGAACUACAAAGGAAACAUCAUUGUCAGCGGGAUCUGAAAAGGUAUCGGACCCGGAAACUCAGGACGCGAUUGACAUGGCCUCUGAUGAUAGUUUCUGGGAUGCAGAAACUAGGCCUCGUGAUUGGGGUCUGGAUUCAACGAUUGCCACAGAAGUGGAGCAUUCCAUUCGCUACCAUCCACAGAAAUGUGACAAAUGCAAGAAAUUAGGCAUACCUUGCAUUACAAAGGUGACUUGCGCAAUAAAUGGUAUGGGUGUCCGGGACAGGUUGCAGGCUGAAGCCAAAGCAAAGGCAGUGGCACGAGUAGCCAAACCUCCCAAGCGCUCCCAGUCACGUGUCCCCAAGGUCCGAGCAGUCAACAAGACACUCAAAAAAGUUUCACCGGCUGCACCGAGCAUUCUGGCAGUACCUUCAGCCGCCGAUGUUAUGGAAGAUAAUGUCGAACAUGGCGGUGAGCACAGGACCCUCCAAAAGGCUGCACCGAGCAUUCUGGCAGUGCCUUCGUCCUCCCAUGUUAUGGAAGAUAUUGUCGAACACGGUAUGGCUCCUGCCGAAGCAACACUGUCCCCACCAAUUGCCACACCAAUGAUGAUCAACCACCCGAUGGAAGCCAACCAUCCGGCGGAGCCCGAGCCAACUGCAAAAGACAUUCUGCAGGCCAUCUGGGACCUUGAAAGCAAGUUUGACCUCCUUGCUACGAAUGAGUGGGUGGAUGCAUUGGAUGCCAAGGUCGUUUUAGUGGAGGAAGUCUUUGGCCACCGGCUGGCAAUGUUGGAGCAACGCAUGAAUUCCUCCGAUGCACAAUGGAAGGCGAUGUCAUCAUCGGUCGGACAUUUGACAAAUUGUCUCCGGGACCACAAAGACGACCUGGAAGCCCACAGACCUCGUGUGAACACCACUGCCUAUGCACCUCCACAGCACCCGACUGCUCAGCUUCCAGCGUGGCUCCAUGGUACCGGUGGUGUCGAUGAUCUGGGUAUCUCCACAGUUGGCAGACAGUGGACACAUGCAUGGGACCCAUCUGUCGCGACAGGUGUGCAAGGCUGCCUCGAAACAUCUGCAUCGGCUAUGUGGACGGGUUAUCCUCCAGAUACCCCCGUUCUUCAGGAAGCUUCAAUUGAAUCCUCUUGA
Molecule: messenger RNA, 1890 nt
Organism: Suillus discolor
Lineage: Eukaryota; Fungi; Basidiomycota; Agaricomycetes; Boletales; Suillaceae
Exons: 7
Coding region: 1-1890 (629 amino acids)
Source: RefSeq, a predicted model, not a curated record